AACUCAGGGAGAGAAUCACCGAGGAGAGUGGCCAUGGACCUGAUCCCGAGCUUUUCCGUGGAAACCUGGGUUCUCCUGGCUACCAGCCUGGUACUCCUCUAUCUAUAUGGGACUUAUUCACAUGGACUUUUUAAGAAGCUGGGGAUUCCUGGGCCGAGACCUCUGCCUUAUUUUGGAAAUAUUCUGUCCUACCAAAAGGGUAUUUGGGAGUUUGACAAUGGAUGUUUUAAAAAGUAUGGAAAAAUGUGGGGGUGUUAUGAAGGUCAACAGCCUCUGUUGGUUGUCACAGAUCCAGACAUAAUCAAAACAGUGCUAGUGAAAGAAUGUUAUUCUGUCUUCACAAACCGGAGGGUAAGAUUGGUAGAGCAAAUUAUGAUUGCGCCAAGUAAACUUUGCAUUUUCGCUGUGCUUCCUUUUAUCUUUUUCCCUACAGUAUUAUUUCCAUUCCUCACCCCAGUCUUUGAAGUAUUAAAUAUUACUGUGUUUCCAAAAAAUUCUGUGAAUUUUUUGGCGAAGUCUGUAAAAAGGAUGAAAGAGAGUCGCCUCAAAGAUAAACAAACGCACCGAGUGGAUCUUCUUCAGCUGAUGAUUAACUCUCAGAAUUCCAAAGAUGUGGACACCCGUAAAGCUCUGUCUGACACAGAACUCAUGGCCCAAAGUAUCAUCUUUAUUUUUGCUGGCUACGAGACCACUAGCAGUUGUCUUUCCUUCGUUAUAUAUGAAUUGGCCACUCACCCUGACAUCCAACAAAAGCUGCAGGAGGAGGUUGAUGCAACUUUCCCCAAUAACGCGCCUCCCACCUAUGAGGCUCUGGUACAGAUGGAGUAUCUUGACAUGGUGUUGAAUGAAACUCUCAGAAUAUUCCCAAUUGCUGGUAGAAUUGAGAGGGUCUGUAAGAAGGAUGUGGAAGUCAAUGGAGUGUUCAUUCCCAGAGGGACAGCAGUGGUGGUGCCACUCGUCGUUCUUCACAAUGACCCAGAGCUCUGGCCAGAGCCUGAGGAGUUCCGUCCUGAAAGGUUCAGUAAGAAGAACAAGGAGAACAUAAAUCCUUAUACAUACCUGCCUUUUGGAAUUGGACCCCGAAACUGCAUUGGCAUGAGAUUUGUUAUCAUGAACAUGAAACUUGCUCUCGUCAGAGUCCUGCAGAACUUCUCCUUCAAACCUUGUAAAGAAACACAGAUCCCCCUGAAAGUGCUCUCUCAAGGACUUACGCAGUUGGAAAAACCUGUUGUUCUAAAGGUUGUGUCAAGAGAUGCGACCGUAAGCGGAGCCUGACUUUCUCGAAGGACAUGGGCUUUGAUCUUCAAGGAAGCUGUAUCCAGGAACACCUGAGACUUUACUUACUUUGUGAUAAAACCAUUAAAUGAAGAUAGGCUUCACCUACUGCCCUUGAUGGAUGAUUAGGUAUUCUGCCCAAUCAUUUAGCUUUCUCAUUGUCUAUGUGGAGUGUUAUAUAUUGCGUCAUAUAAAGGAGGUGACAAGUAGGUGCCGGAUACUCAACUUCAUGGGCUCUCCUAGGACCAUCUCCAUCCACUUCCUGAUGGUAGUUAGUACCAUCUACUCCUCCUGAGCACUGAUCAGAAUGAAAAUUUCUCAACAAAUUCUAAUGAAAAUAAGAAUGAUUGUGGUGACUGAAGUAGUGACAUUUAUGUCACAGAUUUUAUUUUGGAUAUUCUAAAUUAAAUAUUACAUUGAGCAAGUCAAUAAAUAUCUCUUUACAAAAGUA
Messenger RNA from Delphinapterus leucas (beluga whale), 1726 nucleotides. Lineage: Eukaryota; Metazoa; Chordata; Mammalia; Artiodactyla; Monodontidae. The record is from RefSeq and is a predicted model, not a curated record.